Molecule: messenger RNA, 1386 nt
Organism: Seminavis robusta
Lineage: Eukaryota; Bacillariophyta; Bacillariophyceae; Naviculales; Naviculaceae
Source: the annotation of a GenBank genome assembly
AUGGUGAAAGCAAAGUUCAGCAGACGAGGAGUGGAAACUCCAUCUCAUCAUUCCUCCCAUCAUGGCUCUUCUGUUCGAAUACGACCUUCCUGGAUUUUGUUUGCGGUCAUGACACUGCUCGUCGUCUUUUAUGUGCGACUAUUUGUCCGGUUGGACGAACACACGCGGGAACUCCUCAAUCCAAUGCUGUUGUCCAUCAUGGCACCGCCCACAACAACUACUACUACUAGUAAUACCAUUGGCUACUUUGUCUCCAUUACGAAAUGUCCCGAUCCUUCCAUUACACAGGCUCCCUUGGCGGAUGGGGCGGCCGUCCUUCAACACUCCAUUCACUUGGUGCACGGCAAUAGUAAGUACGAGUACAAAAUGCACGCCAUUUACCAUCCAACAGCAGCGGCGUGUGUGCCACCUCUGGCCCAACUGGGAUACCAACUCGUGGAGAGACCAACACCCGUCCAAAUAGACGAAAUUCAGGGAGAAUUCUUGCGCAGUCGCAUCCAAGGCAAUGGAUGCUGUGGAGAAAAGGAACUCAUCAAGUUGGAGGCACUCACAUUCACCGAAUUCCCCAUUGUGGUGCAUGUCGAUCUCGAUGUGCUCAUUUUGAAACCCCUGGAUGAUUUGUUUGAUGCCAUGCUGCAGCAGACAUCAUCACCACCAGACAAUAAUGAUGAUGACCCAGUGGCCAAAAUACAACGCAUGUGGCCCGACGAUCCAGUGCCAGAGAAAAUAAAUGCCUUUUUUACACGAGAUUACGGCGUUGUCAACUGGAACAUUCCAUACAAGCCUGCCCAAGGAGGAUUCCUUAUCCUGAGACCCGACAAAUCCGUCUACGAGGAAUACCUGGCAAUCGUCAGGGAAGGAAACUUUCAGCAAUUCAAAGGAUGGGGUGGCUUGGUGGGGCCAUUCUAUGGGGCCAUGACGGUGCAGGGGUUGAUUCCCUACUAUUUUGAUGUAUUGCAUCCUGGAGAGACCGUAGUACUUAACAAUUGUGUCUACAACAACAUGAGCAACAACCCAACGGACCAACCCACCAUCAAGGAGGUAUUGCAGGGCAAAUGCCGCAGUGGAAAGACAAUGGAUCAAUGUGAGGAUUGUCGAAGGCGACCGUUGGAGGAUAUUGUGUCGGCCCAUUUUACACUCUGCCAGAAACCAUGGUUUUGCUUGCCCUUUGCGCAAGACAAGGUGGAUCACAGACAGUGUCGCAAGCUGGUACAUGAAUGGUUCCGGAUUCGAUCCGAUCUGGAGAAAAAGUGGGGGAGAAGUGGAAUGGGAUCAGCGGGAACGACAACGUGGGUACACCGAGACCAAUUUUAUGGUUACUGCAGCCAAACGGGCAAGGAGGCAUACAUACCUAUUGAGCAGCCGUACGGGAAGCCUACACAAUAA